AUGUCAGACCACGAGUCAGAAGAUCAUGAGAUCAACGUGCUGGACACCGACUCUAGACUUUCUAACAGUGACAGCGAGGCUAGGAGCCUGCGAAGCCAUUGCAGCAGCCCGGAAAAUGUGACCACCCCGUCUAACCACCUACCCUUCAGCAUCUCCAAUUUGCUGGGCAAGAAUUUCGAGCACCAAAAGGCUGAUGACGAUGCUGCUGCGUUGUACCAGAGCACGGCGGGGCUUUUCCAGCACCGGAGCCCCCUGGGGCUGGUACCCGCGGGGUUCUACGGCCAGGGGGUGCUAAGGGUGCCUGCGCAUAGGCCGCUGGGGGGCCCCGGGAGCCCCCCGCCGCCUCCCAUGUUCAAUCCUUGGGCGCUGGGACUGGAUCCAGUGCUGCAGAGGUCGGCGGCGGCAGCUGCGUUUGCUACCCAGGUGGUCAAAGACAGAUUAGCAGGUUGGUGGCAUUUUUUGUGA
This is a messenger RNA of Phaedon cochleariae (mustard beetle), 465 nucleotides long. NCBI's taxonomy places the organism in Eukaryota, Metazoa, Arthropoda, Insecta, Coleoptera, Chrysomelidae. The record is from the annotation of a GenBank genome assembly.